Molecule: messenger RNA, 3939 nt
Organism: Micromonas pusilla CCMP1545
Lineage: Eukaryota; Viridiplantae; Chlorophyta; Mamiellophyceae; Mamiellales; Mamiellaceae
Product: bromodomain-containing protein
Exons: 1
Coding region: 1-3939 (1312 amino acids)
Biological process (GO): positive regulation of transcription by RNA polymerase II
Cellular component (GO): nucleus
Molecular function (GO): histone binding; ATP hydrolysis activity; chromatin binding
Source: RefSeq, a predicted model, not a curated record
AUGACGUCCGCGGAAGACCCGGAAGGAUGGGCGAACACCGGCCGGCGAUCCGCGCGCGGACGCGCGAUCCGAUCCGCCGCGAAGCUCGGAGACGACGACGACGCGGACGACUCCCCCGGCGCGGGCAAGGAGAACGACGACGACGGCGGCGCGCGUCGCAGCGGCCGCGCGAGGAAAUCGACGCGCGCGGCGGCGGCGGCGCCGGCGGCGGCGGCGGCGGAGGAGGAGGAGGAGGAGGAGGAGGAGGAGGAUCUCACGUUCGUGCGACGGUCCUCGCGCGCGGCGAAGCCGGUCGCGAGGCUGUCCCCGGAGUGGACGAGGGGCGGCUCGGACGACGACGACGACGGCGCGAAGGACGAGGACGAGCCGGACACGGACGCGGACGAGUACGUCGAGGAGGAGGAGGACGACGACACGGACGAGGACCUGGAGGACGAGGACGACGAGGACGACGACGAGGUGUUCCCGACGCGGUACUCGCGAAGGGAACGGACGACGAUCGAGCGGUAUUCCCCGAAGCGACUGGGCGGCGGUUUGGACCACUCAAGGCGCCGCUCGCCGUCGCUCAGGCGGACGCGUCGCGGCGGUAAUGGCGGCGGGAGCAACGGUCGUCGCGGCGGUAAUGGCGGCGGGAGCAACGGUCGUCGCGGCGGCGGAUCAGGCGGCGAUCGUUCGCGCCGAUCCCGCCGCGACGACUUCGACGACUCCCCGCCGCGUCGGUCCAACACGCACAAGUGGAUGGACGACACGGACGAAGACGACAGCGACGGCGGCGUCGGCAUCCCCGGCGGGUUCACGUCCCUCGCGGGCGGCAUCUUCGGCGGCGGGAAGGCACCGGAUCCGUCGUACCCGCUCGCAGCCGGCGGCGGCGCGAUGACCGGCGGCGGCGCGGGGGGAGAAAAAGAAGCCGCCGGCGCGGAGAUAACGCCGCUCACCGUGGACCCGUCGCUGACGUUCGACGCCGUCGGGGGCUUAUCCCACUACGUCCACUCCCUGAAAGAGAUGGUGUUCCUGCCGCUGUUGUACCCGGAGGUGUUCGCGCGGUUCAAGAUGUCGCCGCCGCGCGGCGUGCUCUUAUACGGCGCCCCGGGGACGGGAAAGACGCUCCUCGCGCGCGCGCUCGCGGCGUCGUGCUCGCGCGCGGGCGCGGAGGUGGCCUUCUUCAUGCGCAAGGGCGCGGACGUGCUCUCGAAGUGGGUCGGCGAGUCCGAGCGGCAGCUCCGGAUGCUGUUCGCGGAGGCGCAGAAGCGACAGCCGGCGAUCAUCUUUUUCGACGAGAUCGACGGCCUCGCGCCCGUGCGUUCGUCAAAGACGGAUCAGAUUCACAACUCCAUCGUCGCGACGCUGCUCGCGCUCAUGGACGGCCUCGACUCCAGAGGGCGGGUCGUCGUGCUGGGCGCGACGAACCGCGUGGACGCGAUCGACGGCGCGCUGCGACGCCCCGGGCGCUUCGACCGCGAGCUCGCCUUUCCGCUUCCGAACGCGUCGGCGCGCUGCGACAUUUUGAAGAUUCACACGCGCGCGUGGGAGAAACCGCCCCCGGCGCAACUCCUCGAACAGCUCGCGAAUCGCUGCGUCGGGUACUGCGGCGCGGAUCUCAAAGCGCUGUGCACGGAGGCUGCCGUGCACGCGCUCAGGAGGCGAUACCCGCAGAUUUACGAGAGCGACGAUAAGCUCGUCAUCGACCCCGGGCAAGUCGUCCCGUCGCGGGUUGAUUUUCGAUACGCCAUGGAGGCCAUCACGCCGGCGUCGCACCGCGCCGCGCAAGCGCACGCGCGCCCGCUCGGCCCGCUGCGAUCGCCGCUUCUCGGACCGGCGCUGCGAGAGGCGGUCGAUCACGCGCGGCGGGCGUUCCCGCCCGCGGCGAUGGCGGCGGCGGCGCACAUGGAGGGCGCGGACGCGGGCGGACCGGGAGGGCCCAUCGUCGGCGCGCGCCCGGGGCAGGUUUUCGACCUCGACGACCUGGACGACGACGACGACGACGCGGAGCUUCUCGAGGAGCUCAACGGCGGCGGCGGCGCGAUGACGACGACGAAUGCGGAGAAGACGAAGACGAAGACUGACGUCGACGGCGUCGUUUCCGCGGCGUCCGAGGCGGCGGCGUCGGCGACGGCGGCGCUCGAGUUCAUCAACUGCCCGCUCGCGCGCCAGCCGCGGAUGCUCCUGUGCGGCCCGCCCGGGUGCGGGCAAGUCCCCCUCGGCGCGGCGCUGCUCCACGAGCUCGAGGCGUUCCCGGUACACGCGGUCGGUCUCCCGUCGCUCCUCGCCGACGGCGGCCGCUCGCAAGAGGAGGCGCUCGUCGGCGCCGUCGUCGAGGCGAGACGCGCCGCGCCCGCGGUGCUCUUCCUUCCGCACCUGCGACUGUGGUGGGACAGCGCGUCGCCGACGCUGCGCGCGACGCUUCGGACGCUCAUGGAGGACGUCCCCUCCGACCUCCCGCUGCUGUUGCUCGCGACGUGCGACUGCGCGUGGGACGAGCUCGACGCGGAAGCCGCGGGGUUAUUCUCCGCGGAUCAACGCGUCGAUUUGUCGCCGCCGAGCGACGACGCGAAGCGCGCGUACUUCACGCCGAUCGCGACCGCGGCGCUGAAGGGCGCGCGCGCGUCGGACGCGCGCGCGACGGGCGCGGAGAACGGGAAGAAGAAGAAGAAGGCGAAGAGGGCGCCGGAGGUGCUCCAGAAGGCUCCCCCCGCGGGCGCCGUCUCCGAGGGCGGCGGCGACGGCUCCGGCGGCGUCGGCGGCGGCGUCGGCGAGGACGGCGACAAGGCCACCGCGGCGAUGAUCGCGGAGGAGGACCACGCGCUGCGACAGCAACGCAUGUUCCUGAGAGACCUCGUCACGAGGCUGCUGUACAAGAAGCAGUGGGCGGAUUUCAGCGUCCCGGCGUCCGAGGAGGACCUCCCGGGGUUUUCGAAACAAGUCAAAGAUCCGAUGGACCUCUCCACGCUCUUAUACCGCGUCGACAGCGGCGCGUACCUCACCGUGGACGCGUUCCUGAAGGACGUCCACCUGAUCGUCUCCGGGCAGAAGAUCUACUGGGGCUUGGGCGCGGACGCGAACGAAGAGGAGAGCGGCGGCGGCGUCGACUUGGAAGGUCGGAGGUUCGUGUCCAGAGCGCACGCGCUGGAGGAUACGGUGCAAGAGCUCGUCGGGCAGCUCGACCCGAGCCUCGUGCAGAGGUGCGCGACGAUCGCGAGGCAUCGCGCGACGCGCGCGGGCGCGAGUGGGAGCGCACUGCCGGUCAUGCCCGGGGAGGCGGACCGCGGCGAGCGACGGAGCCGACGAGGAGGGUUCGGCGAGGGCGCUCACGGCGGCGGCGGCGGCGUCGGCGGCGGCGAGGGCGGCGGCGGCGGCGGCGGCGGCGUCGGCGGCGGCGAGGGCGGCGAGGGCGGCGCGGCCGGGGACAAGCGCUCGCGCGAGGUCUUCAGCAUGCCCGGGUACGUCCCCGACCCGGAGGCGCUCGCGAGGGAGCUCAGGGCGAAGCGGCAGAGGGAGGAAGUCGCCGCGAAGGAGGCGGCGGCGCUCGCGGAGGCGGAGGCUGAGGCGGCGAGGCGAGCGGAAGCCGCCGUCGCGGAGGCGGCGUUGAAAGCCGCGGAGGAGGCGGCGGACGCGGCGAAGACGACCGCGGACGCGGCGCAGGCCGUGGCCGACGCGGCGAACGCCAAUGCUGACAUGGACGCUGACAUGGCGACUGAGAACCAAUCAGGCGACGUCGCGACGCCGAUGGCGAUGUCCGACGCCGAGCUCGACACGGCGUGCGCGGCGGUCGCGUCCAAGUUACUCGCGAAGACGUCCAACUUCGCCGCCGCGGAGGUGGAGGCGACCGCGACCGGGCUCGGGCAGGCGGUGAACGCCGCCGCGGCGACGGCGCGGCGAGGAGACGCGCUGCGCGCCACCUUGGACGCGAUGAAGACGUUCGCAGAGUCCGCGUCGAACUGA